Molecule: messenger RNA, 1998 nt
Organism: Hemiscyllium ocellatum (epaulette shark)
Lineage: Eukaryota; Metazoa; Chordata; Chondrichthyes; Orectolobiformes; Hemiscylliidae
Product: fructose-2,6-bisphosphatase TIGAR-like
Exons: 8
Coding region: 1-891 (296 amino acids)
Biological process (GO): negative regulation of programmed cell death; fructose 1,6-bisphosphate metabolic process; fructose 2,6-bisphosphate metabolic process
Cellular component (GO): cytosol
Molecular function (GO): fructose-2,6-bisphosphate 2-phosphatase activity
Source: RefSeq, a predicted model, not a curated record
AUGGUUUUGGUUGUUGGAGCGAGUUAUUUUCUGCUGAACUUGGUGGAGCUCAAGGUGGAGGACGUCAAUUCGGUGAAACAAGAUACAACAAAGCAAAACUUCUUCAAGGUGAAAGCAAAGGAAAUAUUGGCUCAAGGGCAGGGUGUGGAUGAACCGUUGUCGGAGUUUGGCUCCAAGCAGGCUAAGGCAGCAGGCCAAGCUCUCAGCAAAAUCAAAUUCUCUCACGUGUUUUCAAGUGACUUACAGCGUGCUAAACAGACUGCAUCUGCUAUUGUGUCAGAAAACAUUUGGGGGCAUAAACUUGAAAUAAUUUGUGAUCCAAAGCUUCGAGAAAGAAAGUAUGGAAUUGUUGAAGGAAAACCACUAAGUGAAUUAAAAACAUUGGCAAAAGCUGCAGGGCAGAGAUGCCCUGCUUUUACUCCUCCAGGAGCAGAGACUGUGGACGAAGUUCAGGUUCGGGCAAAGGAAUUCUUCAAUUAUUUAUGUAACCACGUUGUGCAACAUGCAAAAAAAGCUAACACUGUACCAGAUCAUAUUGAAACCACGGCUGAAUAUUCUGGAGAUGUGCACAGUUCACUAAAAGAUCUCAACAGUGUGGACUCCAGCAGCUGUGAUAUAAAUAAUAGCAUUUCAGAUAAGGUUGAAGAUCUGACCGCCACUGUACUUGUAGUGAGUCAUGGUGGAUUUAUGCUACAGUGGGUUGGCUAUUUUAUCAAGGAUCUGAGAUGUCCUUUGCCACCAUCCUUUGACCAAUCCAAGGCCUUUUCAGUCUGUCCAAAUGCAGGAAUAAGCAGUUUUGUUGUUACUUUUGCUCAGAUUGCUGACUGUUCUCCUCAGAUAGUUUGUGAUUAUCUGUAUGACUGUAGUCAUCUUGUUGACAUUGGUGUUUGACAGGAUGUAUUUUUAGUCUGAGCCUACAGUGAUGAUUUUUUUUUGUCAGGCAUUUUAGUUGUGAAAAUAGUUGCCAAUAUACAGAUUCAGUUUGGAUUAAAUCCAUUUGACUUGUUUAGGACAAAUGCAAAAUAGUGCAGAUGCUGGAAAUCUGAAAUAAAAGCACAAUGCUGACCACAGUCAACAGGUCAGGCAGCACCGUGAACAAUGAACAAAAAUCUUCCAGACUGCAUUAUCUUUUUAUCCUCAGACCCAGAACUUUUUUAAAAAAAAAAGCAGAUUCUAAGCAAGUACAUAGGCAGAAACUUGAGUGUAGAGAAAAAAAGCUAAGCGUUUUGAGAGGGAGGAUGGUAGGAAAAGUUAAAUGCCUUAAAGGCAUCAUUGUGCAAGACAAAAGGAGGUGGUAUGGAUCAAGUAAAGAAACAAAAAGCUAGCAGUAAUGCAACUGUGAGUCACAGAAUUGUCAUCAGCUGCAAUUCGAAAAUAAGCUUGCAUUUCCAAUUUCUCCAGUUCUGGUAAAUGGUUGUCGGGAUAAAAUGUUAACUUUUCCAGUCUGCGCAGAUGCUUCCUGCCCUGCUUCAUAUUUUCAGUAUUUCUCUUAUUUUAGUUUUUAUAGAUUUUUACUCUAGUAUAUUAAAAUAGUGCAAAGAACUUUAAUUUAUUUUCUAAAAUAAAUUAUUGAUAUUUUCUUCUUGCAUGGAUAAAAAAUUCUCCAUCUCCUUUAGUGGUUAUAAAUAUUGCAUCAUCAUAUUGUCACUUAAUUUCCUGACCGAGGGAGUGUAUCCUAUAAUUGUUUAAAGACUAUGGCUACUGGUGAACUCUUGUGAUAAAUUCCUCACAGUGGAUGAGUCCUAUACAAAAACACUGUAGUUAUUGUGUGCAAAGUUUAAAAACUAGUUGUGUGUAAGACUGUAUGCUGGUGACAUUACAAAGUAUAUUGUUGAUGGAUUUUAAGCACCUUGAGAAGGGCUGUCAGCACUGAUUGAUGCAGCUAUAUGUUCACAUUUUCAAUCUAUUUACCUUGUGCUAUGUUAAAUUAAAAUGAAUGAUUAAACUGCGAUUGAUCGAUAAAAUUUCAGACAAUUAUGUAUGUUACAUAAGAAGAAU